Molecule: messenger RNA, 3128 nt
Organism: Rhagoletis zephyria (snowberry fruit fly)
Lineage: Eukaryota; Metazoa; Arthropoda; Insecta; Diptera; Tephritidae
Product: nuclear pore complex protein NUP62-like
Source: RefSeq, a predicted model, not a curated record
AAAGUUUUUCACGCAUAUGCAAAAAACAAUAAUGCCUUGUGUGUGCGAUCAAAAGGUUGAUAGAAAUCUUCCUAAAGAGCAGAAAGUGCAGUGUGCAAAGUGCAAUGAUCUCUUCCACGCCACUUGUGUUGGUAUUCGUCCGGCUGAUGUCGAAUUUUUGCAAAGUGCUGGUCAGUGUUUUUUUUGUGAAGCUUGCACUAUUCUGCGUCGGACUUCCCUCCGUUCACCUCCUCCACCUAUUACAAAGGAGAAAACGUCAACCGUCAUCACUAGUUCUUCCUCUUCUAAUUCUCCGAAGUCUGGAGAUUCUACGAAGCAUAGUGAUAAUUCUCUUAUUAAUGCCGUGAGCCAGCAAACAAUAAAUUCUCUGUUUAAUCUAAUAGCAUCUCUUCAAACAGAAAAUGCUAGUGUGUUAAAGUCGGUGAGUGCGCUAAAUGAAGCUAAUAAUAACCUGGUGCUGGAAUCGACAAAAAUAUAUUCGGCCCUUCAAUCCAUUCAAAGUAAACUUGCCGAUAAAGAUAAAAUUAUUGCUGCGCUAACUUCUGAAGUAAAGAGUCUGCGAGUUUCUUUCAAUGCUGCUUUUGAUAAGCUAAGAGUAAACAGUGAAACUAAUUACUCCUCGAUGCCAGUUAAUUCAAUGUCAACUUGUGCUUCCUCUGCUCCAUCUUUCGUUGGCGCACUUUCCUAUGCUCAUAUUAUUUCAUCAAACAUGAGCACCGACUCUAAUAAUAUUCCCACAAUAACAACAAUGGGUUGCCCAAUGCAAUCAACAGCGUCGUGCACUGUGACGUCGGCAAUAACUGAUGUUAUCUCAGUUUUUGCUCUCCCAUCUUCUUCUACGGCUGAUGCUAAUGCUUGUGCGCUGAAAGAUAAAGCUAAUGCUUGCGCUGCUUCAACUACGGCUACAGUGACUGCGGCGCCAGUAUCCGAAGCUUCUGCUUCUCCUCCUUUACCUGUUUUUGGCACUGACAAUGACACAGAUAAUGCUCAGUGGGUGAAGGUAUCGAAUAAACGGGCUAGAAAAAACAGCAAUAAGAAUGCCUGUGGUACUGCUACUACUACUACUACUUCUACGACUGCAGUGACUGCGGCGCCAGCAUCUGACGCAGCUGCUUCCUCUCAUAUGCCUACUGAUGUGACGAAUAAUGUGACUGGCAAUGCACAAUGGGUAAAGGUGUCGCAUAAACGGCAUAACAAUAAUAAUAAUAUUCGCAUAAGAGGAACUAGUGAUAAUACUGAUCUAAUUGUCGCUGACCGCUACAAAUUGCUUCAUUUGGCCUCUUUUUCUCCAUCCGUAUCUGAGGAUGACAUUAAAAAUUAUGUAGCUAAACAAAUUGAUUUAGACAGAACUCUAAUCUCAUGCUCUAAACUAAUUAAAAAAGAUGUCUCAGCUCAAUCCCUGAAUAGGAUUAAUUUUAAAUUAGGAGUCCCUGAGUCCUGUUAUGAAAAAUUACUAUGCCCGGAUAUCUGGCCAACAAAUGUUACCGUUAAGCCUUUUCUGAAUUUUCGGAAGGGUCGACGAAAGCUAUUACGGACGUAGCAAGUAGUACCCGACUAAUUUAUCUGGUAUGAGAACCAAGUCUGAAAUGGUGCACAACUUUAGUGAGCAAAUGAAUUACGACAUCUUUGUUUUCGUCGAAACAUGGUUGAAUGAGAAUUUUUUUGACGGUGAAUUCUUCAACUCAAAUCUGUUCAAUGUAUUUCGUAAAGAUCGUGAUGCUGAAAAAACUGGCUGCCUUCGAGGAGGUGGUGUUCUUAUUGCCAUUAAGCGUCAACUGCAAGCGUCUUUGGUCACACUUUCGAAUGGUGAUUCUUUACUGGAUCAGCUUUGUGUUUGUGUUAACGGUUCCACACCGCAAGACUCUUUGUAUCUUCUUGCGUCGUACGUGCCCCCGGGCAGCUCUUUCGAAUUAUACAAGGCCCACGCAGAUAACAUUGCUUCAUUAGUCUUAAACAACGUUAAGGAGCAUCACCUCUGCGUGCUCGGCGAUUUUAACCUACCUAAUAUUAAUUGGUCAACCAGCAUUUCUAAUAAUUACGGUCUCACGCCAAAUAAUGUCAACUCAAGUCAAGAAUUGUAUUUCAUCGAUAAUGUACUUAGUCUUAACUUAAUUCAAAUUAAUAAUUAUUUUAAUUCUCUAAAUAGGCUACUGGAUCUUAUAUUUAUAAGUGACAAUUUUUGUUGUGAAGUUAGUGAGUGCCUGAAUCCAGUUACUUCUAAGGACAGACAUCAUCUACCACUUGUUGUCGAGUUUAGAUUUUAUCAUUUUCCUCCGGUUACUACUGUGAGUAGACCAAUCUUUAAUUAUUCUUCGUGUGACUUUGUAAGUCUUAAUGAUAUUUUACUUGAAAUAAAUUGGGAGGAGCUACUUGGUGGGCUUGAUACAUCUGUCAGCUUUUCCGCUUUCAAGUCGAUCGUAUACACCCAAUGUUUAGAUAGGAUCCCCCUGCGGGUAAAAAGAGCCUAUAAAUUACCUUGGUACACUAAAGAAUUAAAUAAACUCAAGAAUCUUAAAAACAAAUUCUUAAAAAAAUUUCAUAAGAGUAAGAAUAACUUCUUCUUCAGUAAAUAUAAGCUAUACUUAAAGGAUUUUAAUAUUUUGAAUAAAACUCUUUAUUCCGAGUAUAUGCGCAAAAUAGAGGGAAACAUUAAAUCGAAUCCCAAAAGUUUUUGGAAAUAUCUUAAGGACAAAAAAAGUUCCGCUAGUGUGCCUACCGGAGUUUUCCUUGAUGAUUACUCGGCGAAAACUCCGGAUGAGGCAGCUAACUUAUUUGCCGAUUUUUUUAAAUCGAAUUUUUCUGUGGACGAUAGUAGUCUGCCGCUUGAUUUAUCGAAUAGUCUGAACUCUGCCUUAAAUUUCGGAGCUCUACAUCUUUCUUCCGAGGAUAUUAUUAGAGCUGUUAACGAUCUCAAAUCUUCUUCUCAAACAGAUUUAGACGGAUUUUCCCCCAUCUUAUUGAAAAAUUGUCCGGCCCUGGUUUUUCCUCUUCAACUUAUUUUCAACAAAUCACUCUCGUCUGGGAUCUUUAUUGACGAUUGGAAGGUUACGUCUAUUACGCCUGUCUUCAAAAGUGGCAACAAAAAUGAUGUGCGUAACUACAGGCCCAUUUCCAAACUGACCACCGUC